UAUGCAAUUGAUUUACCUUUGAACGCGGUGUCCUAAAUUCAGUUACAGCAAAUUCUCUAGAAAGCCUGUGUCUUAUAAACAUCAAAUGGUAGUAGUAUGGCAAAGAGAGACAAGAGACAAAGACAGACUUUUCCUGGGCCCAAUCCUAGUGAAAAUCAACAGAUGCUAAACGACAUUAGAACCACCCUGGGCACAAAUGCCCAGGCUACCAGCACCGCUAGCACAGCCAGUGACCGUGAAGGCUCGGCUGGCCCUGCUCAAGCUUUGAGCACAGACAAAGAGCCUAGAGAGGAUAGAGAAUCAUCUAGGAGAUCGCCACCUAGCGAUCGUGAACUGACAAGUGCUUCUCCCAGCAACACACAAAGAAUUGUACAGCGCAGCUCAAGUCGUACGCCUACCAAACAGUUGACUUCACAUGGGACCAAAGAGAAACUACGAGAGAUCAAGAAGAGCUUAGGUCCUUUUGCUUAUUCAGAUCCAGGAUUUCACCACCCUGCCCAAGACAAAGUGAACAAAGCUAUGUUGGUACAACUCAUCAGUCUGGGAUACAACGAGAAUUCCUCCGUGAAUGCUCUGCUAGCUUGCAACAAUGAAAGCGUGGAUGCUGCCCUGGACAUGCUACAGCAAAGGGAUUUCAAAAAAAAGACCCAUGGGUUGUCCGCCAUCCAUGAAGAUUCCCCUUCUAGUCUCCGAGCAUCAACCACACAGCAGCCACCUCAACCAGACAAUAGUUCUCCCUCACCCAACUAUGAGCAGAGAAGAAAUCGAAGAAGAUCCCCAGAAAAAAUGUCAUCUGGCUCCCCAUACCCCUCUCGACCAGAAUGUCAGUAUGAAACUGGAGGUAUUUCAAGAAUAUCUCCUAUAACACUUCCUGGCUUCCAAACUCCGAUCAAUUUCGCGGAUCUGCCACCCCCUCCAAAGGAUCAGGUGCCAACUCCUACUUACAGCUCCAAGUACGAUGUCGAUACCCACUCUGAUUCUUCCCCCACAAGAACAUCACCUGCGUACGUCCACUCAAGUCCUCCCCCAUACAGCAGCAGCCCCGAGUCUAAGACCCACGUACAUGUGUCUCCCCCCCCUGAUGUCCAUCCCCAAUCUUACUCCCCCUACUCUUAUCCAAUCAAGAGUUCGAGUCCAUAUGUCCACAAGCCCACUCCAGCUUAUGGCACACGAAUCACGUCUCCAGGGGAUUUCUCAGACAGUGGAAUUGAGGAGGAGGUGACCCCUAGGCGACCUUCCAUACCCCCUGAGGCAUUCAAGUUCUUCAUUGAGCAGCACAUAGAGAAUGUGUACAAGGCGUACCACCAGCGACAACAGAGGAGGCUGAAACUAGAGCAGGAGAUGGGAAGGAGAAAACUUGAUGAAGCCACUUCAGAGCAAAUGAGACGUAUCCUAUACCAGAAAGAGUCCAAUUUCCUGCGGAUCAAGCGAGCGAAAAUGGAUACUGAGAUGUUUGACACGGUGAAACCCUUGGGCAUUGGUGCAUUUGGAGUUGUAUCUCUUGUUCGUAAGACCGACACAAACAAACUGUACGCAAUGAAGACUCUACGAAAGGCUGAUGUUUUGAGACGAAACCAAGUAGCCCAUGUGAAGGCUGAGCGUGAUAUUUUAGCAGAGGCUGACAAUGAGUGGGUGGUCAAGCUGUUCUUCUCCUUCCAAGACUCUGAGAACCUCUUCUUUGUGAUGGAGUACAUUGCUGGUGGAGAUAUGAUGAGUCUCUUGAUCAAGCUAGGCACUUUCCCCGAGCACCUCACACUGUUCUACAUUGCUGAGCUUGUGUGUGCCAUAGAGUCGGUACACAAGAUGGGAUUCAUCCAUCGUGACAUCAAACCUGACAACAUCCUCAUUGGUGGUGACGGCCACAUCAAGCUAACAGAUUUCGGUCUAUGCACCGGUUUCCGAUGGACCCACGACUCCAAACGAUACCUCCCUAAAGGCCACCAUCAAAGACAUCACUCUAUGGAGCCAGGGCAGUGGGAUGACGAGGUUCCUGUUAAGCCUCUGGAGGUGGCCAGACUGACGGACGGAGCUCGCAAUCGUGCCAUUGCUCACUCUCUAGUGGGAACCCCAAACUACAUUGCUCCAGAAAUUCUUAGACGAGAGGGGUACAGGCAGCCAUGUGAUUGGUGGUCUGUCGGAGUCAUCAUGUACGAGAUGUUGAUAGGCCAGCCUCCAUUCAUGGCCCCCACUCCUGCUGAAACUCAGCUCAAGAUAAUCAACUGGUCACAACACCUGCAUAUUCCUCGGCACGCUGUUCUCUCGCCAGCUGCUGCUGACCUUAUCGUCAAGUUCUGCUGUGACCCUGAACACAGAAUCGGGAAAAAAGGAGUUGACGAGAUCAAGCGUCAUCCGUUCUUUUCGGCCAUUGACUGGAGUGUGGGCAUCAGAAAUUACGAGCCUCCCUACAUUCCCAAGGUUAUGUUUGAAACUGACACAUCAAAUUUUGACCCCAUACCCCAAGGACAGCUGCAGAAACUCAACAAGAAACAACAUGAUGUGUCGUCUCUACCUAAAGGACAACCAGAACAUGCCUUUUACGAGUGGACAUUCAUUCGAUUCUAUCCAGAGCGUACUGGUCAAGGCAAACGCCCUACAGUUACACCAUCAUCUGUGCACAACAAUGGCACUAGCUCUUACACGUCACAUGCCUCAAACGACCACCCCCCACCCCCUUCACCCACAACUACUUCUUCAAAGGAUAAGAGGUCACAGCCGGUCUAUGUCUGAGUUAAUAUGCGUCGAUUAGGUAAUUAUCUAACAGUACUAUAAUUUUAUAGAUCCCAUUUUUGAUCUCACCUUUAAGGGAUUUUCACAAACUCUAAUAUUAUUUUUGUGGUCGCACUUUGUUUUCAUUGUUUUCCUUGUGGCUCUCAACCAGAACUAAAAUUCAGUCUCUAUUAAAUUUUUAUGUUUACCAAUUCAGAUUCAGAUUCCAUUCUUGUUUUAUAUUGAAAUUCUGUGGUUUCCUGUCAAAGAUUGUUUCUGAACAAGA
Halichondria panicea is the source of this 2992-nucleotide messenger RNA. RefSeq names its product serine/threonine-protein kinase LATS1-like. The transcript is spliced from 3 exons. Gene Ontology annotation, molecular function: protein binding; protein serine/threonine kinase activity; ATP binding. Gene Ontology annotation, biological process: G1/S transition of mitotic cell cycle; regulation of organ growth; peptidyl-serine phosphorylation. NCBI's taxonomy places the organism in Eukaryota, Metazoa, Porifera, Demospongiae, Suberitida, Halichondriidae. Bases 97 to 2727 code for a protein of 876 amino acids. The record is from RefSeq and is a predicted model, not a curated record.